Pseudomyrmex gracilis is the source of this 405-nucleotide messenger RNA. RefSeq lists its product as uncharacterized. The coding region runs from base 1 to 405 and encodes 134 amino acids. Lineage: Eukaryota; Metazoa; Arthropoda; Insecta; Hymenoptera; Formicidae. The record is from RefSeq and is a predicted model, not a curated record. The transcript is spliced from 2 exons.
AUGAUUGAGGUCACCGGUGACUCUAUGGCCGAGAAGGCAGAUGCCCUCUCGGCCAGAAUAAAGGAGAUCUUCCGGGAUACGGGGGUCAUCGUUCGCCGCCCGGCGCGCAAGGGUGACUUGCGCGUCUCGGGAUUUGAUGACUCCGUAUCACCGGAGGAAUUGAAGGCGGCCCUGGCGUCGGCCGGAAAUUGCCGGGAGGCAGAAAUCCGUUUGGGCAAAGCCCGGACUCUGCUUUCUGGCGUAAGAGGAGUCUGGGUGCAGUGCCCCGUGGCUGUUGCAAAGAAAUUGGCAACAGCCCGCACUGUCAAAGUGGGGUGUUGCGUCCUGAACGGUGCCUUCUGGAUACCGGACAAACUUCAGGAGUACGGAGCCAAGCCCCGGCAGUACGCAGCUUUGGCUAGGUGA